AUGGAAUUUUCAGAAAAUUUGGAUCAGUUUUUUGAAACUCAUGAUGAACCUACUUCAGAAUCGGACCAUGAUGAAAUAGAGGAGGAUUCGUGCUCUAAUGAAGAAUUAGAAAAUACAAGUAAUGAUGACACCACAUCUACAGAUCCUAAUAAAACUCUUUCAAUAAUCUUAAAAGAUCUUGUUAAGAAACUCCAACAGUGUUGUAAAUGCAAAAAAAAAUGUGAUGAAAAGGUUUUAUUAACAUUAUUAGAAUCUUUGGCAUUAAAAAGUAUUACUAUGAACAAAAAAAAACAUUACCAUUCAAUGUCAAUACUUCUUGCUGCUUCUAAUUUUGAUUUAUAUAUAAAAGAAGAUAAAAUUAGGAGUUAUCAGCUUCCUUAUUUUGGUAAUGUUUGUUCUCAUUUUUUUCGAACAUUUUGGAUGUGUGGCCCAAAGGUUACUCAAUGUAUCUUUGAUUGGAUUCGAGAACGUAAAUCAAUGUUGACCAAACCUUAUGGUAAUACUGGUCGUCAGCCUAAAAAUAUCUUACCUAUUGAAACAGCUAAUAAAGCUAAAUUUUUUAUUAAAUCAUUUGGCGACCAACAUGGUAAAAAACAAGCUGUUCAAAAAUAUAUAUGUAAAAAAAAAGAUGGGCAAAUAACUGUAAAUUAUAAAAAAGAUGAUGUUAUUCUUUUAUCAUCUCAUUAUUCUUAUAGUCAUCUUCUUGAUCUUUACAAUUUAAUGAACCUGAAAAACCUUAUUAAUAGCCACGUAUGUGAUGAAUGCACUUUAUACAAAUGUAUAUUAAAAGAAAAUAGCAAAUAUGUAAAUAAAGAUCUUGAUGAGCAAUUAAUAACUCAUGUAUCAGAUUAUCGGGAAUUAAGAGAGAAUAUAGAAUUAUCUUAUAAUCCUCAACAGCCUGGCUCAUGGUAUUAUCUAUCAUUGCUAAAAAUACAUCAAUUUGGCUUAAUUAAGGGUCAUACAAGAAACUCUGUUGAUCGUAGAUUUGGUCAUACUAAGCUAGAGUAUGCAAAGUCAGAAGCUUGGUGUAUUGAUCAUCUAGUUGAUAUAAUAAACCGAAGCGCAAGUAAUAAUAUUUCUUUCACUUAUGAAAAGCCUGGUUUAAUGAGAGCUAAAAUAAGAGUAAAAGAUUCUUGGGAUGAGUUUCAGUUGUUAAAAAAAGAUGCCAAUCCAGUAAAUCUAAGUCCUCAAAAACUUCUAUCAAAAGAUAAACUUUGUCCAAGACCUACAGAUGAUGCAGUAAAGAGGAUUGGAAAAUUAAAAGGAGAUCGUGCAAAAGAAGCACAGA
Cetraspora pellucida is the source of this 1288-nucleotide messenger RNA. NCBI's taxonomy places the organism in Eukaryota, Fungi, Glomeromycota, Glomeromycetes, Diversisporales, Gigasporaceae. The record is from the annotation of a GenBank genome assembly.